GCGAAACAAUACGAGUGAUAAAACCGUGGAGUCGAUGUAAGUAUCGUAACAUGCUUAAAUAUGUGUGGGAGGCUUAGAUUAAUCAACGAAAGAUACAGCGAACCUGGAGUGGGGUGAAUUCAAGCGCUGUUCCACAAGGUCAUGGUAUUUUGUGCAACACAUACAAACGGUCUUGGUUAGGUCGCAGUAAAAUACGAUAAACGAUUCACAGCUCGGAUGAAUGAUGUCAGUAUAACGUCAGAACACGCAGCAGUUAGAUCGCUGACAUACUCGAGUCUAUUACCGCGUUCCAUCUUACCUCAACAUCAACAUUACCUAACUCUGAUCGUUGUAAGUGCGGUAAAUACAGUCAGAAAAUUAAUCAGAGAAGUGCGCAGUCGGUGUUCCUCGAUAGAUGCGUAAUAGACGGUCAAAUAAGUGACGCGAUCAUCAUGAUUGACGCGUGGAUGGUGGCCGUGGCCUUGUUCGCCGUGUGCGUAGCAGCGGUCUUUUAUUACAUAAGAAGCGUGUACAGUUACUUCGAUGGAACCGGAAUCCCGACCCGGCCAUGGUUGGCGUUCACUGGUGCGGUGAAAAUAUUCUUGCAAGGAUCCAACGUCGCCCAACUCUUCCUGGAUAUUUACAAAACCCACCCCACUGCCAAGUACACGGGCUUCUUCGAUCUUCUCACUCCGAUAGUCGUGAUUCGUGAUUUGGACUUGGUGAAGUCUGUCACGGUGAAGAAUUUCGAGCACUUUCAAGACCACAGUACGCAAACGAACCCGUUGGAAGCGUUGUUCAGUAAGAAUCUGUUCUCUCUGCGCGGUGAACGAUGGAAAGAGAUGAGGACCUUACUGAGUCCAGCCUUCACGUCCAGCAAGAUGAAAGCCAUGUAUAAAUUGAUGGACGAGUGUGGGUCACGAUACGGGGACAUUUUGGCUACGGUGUCCGAAGAGGAAAGAUCCAUGGAGUUAAAAGACACGUUCACCAGGUACACGAACGACGUGAUUGCCACCUGCGCGUUUGGGGUGAACGUGGACUCGAUGACCGACCGUAACAACGAUUUCUACGUGUACGGCAGAACAGCCACGAAUUUCAAAAACUGGCAGAUGCUCAAGUUCAUGUUGUUGCGCUGUGCGCCUCAGCUUUGCAGGAUGUUGGGUAUAAAGAUAUUCGACCAGAAGAUCGUAGACUUCUUCUACGAUUUGGUUGCGUCCACUAUUAAAACUAGGGAUGAGCAAGGUAUCGUGCGACCGGACAUGAUACAGUUAAUGAUGGAGACUAGAGGCAAAUUGGGUCCGGGCAAAGAACUGACGAUCGAGGACAUGACCGCGCAAGCGUUUAUCUUCUUCUUCGGCGGGUUCGAAAGCACCUCGACCCUAAUGUGCUUCGCUGCGUAUGAAGUUGGAGUGAAUCCCGAUGUCCAGAAGAGAUUGCAAGAAGAAAUCGACGAGGUACUGGGAAACAGCAAAGGAGAAGUGUCUUAUGAAGCGAUCAACGACAUGAAGUACCUAGACGCUAUUAUACACGAAGCUCUAAGGGUGUAUCCAGCGGCCGUUGGUACAGACAGAAUCUGCACGAAACCUUUCGAGCUGCCGCCAACGCUGCCAGGAGCGAAACCGUAUACGAUCAAGAAGGAUGACAGCAUUUGGAUACCGAUCUACGGGAUACACUACGACCCUCAGUACUUCGAGGAGCCAACGAAGUUUAAUCCGGAUCGGUUCCUCGAUGAUUCGAAGAAGUUUAUAAAUGCCGGAAUGUUGUUGAGUUUCGGCAUGGGUCCGAGAAUGUGCAUCGGGAACAGAUUCGCGUUACUCGAGACCAAGAUCUUGCUGUUCCACGUAUUUGCUCGGUGCAAUCUCGUGCCCAACGAGAAAACACCGAUACCAAUGAAGUUGAAAGGAUUCCAAAUGACGGCAGACGGUGGAUUCUGGUUCGACGUUGUACCGAGGAAAAUAGACAAUUCUGUGUGCAGCGGCGAUGUUACCAAUUAACCCCUACGCUGAGACGUACUCGUAGAUAACAGUUUUUUAUUUUUCUAAUGUAUCAUUUUACGAUCCUAAUAUAUUUAGAACAGUAUCUAGGUAAUAAUUAUAAUUAUUUUAGUGAUUAUGGCAGGAAAAGUGCCGGUACGGUUAGUGUUAAACAUAAAUAUUAACGAUUAAACAUUUUUUGAUUACCAGUAAUCAAAAUAAAUGACUGAAAUUUUAUUUUGGUUACCGAUAACAAUUAGAUAUCGACGAUAAAAGUUUUUUUUAGUUAAUUGCUAACUAAUAUCCAUAAUAAAAAUUGCUUUUUGGUUAUAAAGACUGCAUGAAGUUGUUACUGCUACUAAUACAUCUGAUAAUGGUAACGGAAAUUUAUAUAAACAUAAAUAUUACGAUGUUUUGUUAUCAUUCAUAUAUUAUACACCAAUUAAAGUAUUUUACUUAAUGGUAAAAUGUAUGUUGUGUAAAUAUAAUGUUCACAAUAUCAUUAACGAUGAAUUUUGUACUAC
Nomia melanderi (Alkali bee) is the source of this 2476-nucleotide messenger RNA. The record is from RefSeq and is a predicted model, not a curated record. Lineage: Eukaryota; Metazoa; Arthropoda; Insecta; Hymenoptera; Halictidae.